AUGUACCGAAUUUUACUUACAGGAGUAUGCAACAAAAACCCAUGCAAAAAUAAUGGAGUUUGUGAAGCAAAAGAAGGAAAAGCCACAUGUCAGUGUAAAGAUGGUUUUAAGGGGACUCAUUGUGAACACAAAUAUCCAUGUCAUGCGGGAAACAAUCCUUGCAAGAAUGGUGCAGCCUGCAAAAAUGAAAACCACAAGGCUAAGUGUACUUGCAAGGCCGGAUUCAAGGGGACCAACUGUGAACACAAAGAUCCUUGCCAUGCUGGAAACAGUCCAUGCAAAAAUGGUGCAGCCUGCAAAGAUGAAAACCACAAGGCUAAAUGCACUUGCAAGGCCGGCUUCAAGGGGACUCAUUGUGAACAUAAAGAUCCUUGCCACGCUGGAAACAAUCCGUGCCAGAACGGUGCAGCCUGUAAAGAUGAAAACCACAAGGCUAAAUGUACUUGCAAGGCCGGCUUCAAGGGGACCAACUGUGAACACAAAGAUCCUUGCCAUGCUGGAAACAGUCCAUGCAAAAAUGGUGCAGCCUGCAAAGAUGAAAACCACAAGGCUAAAUGUACUUGCAAGGCCGGCUUCAAGGGGACUCAUUGUGAACAUAAAGAUUCUUGCCACGCUGGAAACAAUCCAUGCAAGAACGGUGCAGCCUGUAAAGAUGAAAACCACAAGGCUAAAUGUACUUGCAAGGCCGGCUUCAAGGGGACCAACUGUGAACACAAAGAUCCUUGCCAUGCUGGAAACAGUCCGUGCAAAAAUGGUGCAGCAUGCAAAGAUGACAAUCACAAGGCUAAAUGUACUUGCAAGGCCGGCUUCAAGGGGCUUAAUUGUGAACAUAAAGAUCCUUGCCAUGCUGGAAACAAUCCGUGCAAGAAUGGUGCAGCCUGCAAAGAUGAAAACCACAAGGCUAAAUGUACUUGCAGGGCCGGCUUCAAGGGGACCAACUGUGAACACAAAGAUCCUUGCCAUGCUGGAAACAGUCCGUGCAAAAAUGGUGCAGCAUGCAAAGAUGAAAACCACAAGGCUAAAUGUACAUGCAAGGCCGGCUUCAAGGGGACUCAUUGUGAACACAAAGAUCCUUGCCAUGCUGGAAACAGUCCGUGCGAAAAUGGUGCAGCAUGCAAAGAUGACAAUCACAAGGCUAAAUGUACUUGCAAGGCCGGCUUCAAGGGGCUUAAUUGUGAACACAAGGAUCCUUGCCACGCUGGAAACAAUCCCUGCAAGAAUGGUGCAGCUUGCAAAGAUGAAAACCACAAGGCGAAAUGUUUUUGCAAAACCGGAUUCAAGGGGCCAAAUUGUGAACACAAAGAUCCUUGCCACGGUGAAAACAAUCCGUGCAAAAAUGGGGCAGCUUGCAAAGAUGAAAAACACAAGGCUAAAUGUACUUGCAAGGCCGGAUUCAAGGGGACCAACUGUGAACACAAAGAUCCAUGCCAUGCUGGAAACAAUCCGUGCAAGAAUGGUGCAGCCUGCAAAGAUGAAAACCACAAGGCUAAAUGUACUUGCAAGGCCGGCUUCAAGGGGACCAACUGUGAACACAAAGAUCCUUGCCAUGCUGGAAACAGUCCGUGCAAAAAUGGUGCAGCAUGCAAAGAUGAAAAUCACAAGGCUAAAUGUACUUGCAAGGCCGGCUUCAAGGGGCUUAAUUGUGAACACAAGGAUCCUUGCCACGCUGGAAACAAUCCCUGCAAGAAUGGUGCAGCUUGCAAAGAUGAAAACCACAAGGCGAAAUGUUUUUGCAAAACCGGAUUCAAGGGGCCAAAUUGUGAACACAAAGAUCCUUGCCACGCUGGAAACAAUCCCUGCAAGAAUGGUGCAGCUUGCAAAGAUGAAAACCACAAGGCGAAAUGUUUUUGCAAAACCGGAUUCAAGGGGCCAAAUUGUGAACACAAAGAUCCUUGCCACGCUGGAAACAAUCCCUGCAAGAAUGGUGCAGCUUGCAAAGAUGAAAACCACAAGGCGAAAUGUUUUUGCAAAACCGGAUUCAAGGGGCCAAAUUGUGAACACAAUGAUCCUUGCCACGCUGGAAACAAUCCCUGCAAGAAUGGUGCAGCUUGCAAAGAUGAAAACCACAAGGCUAAGUGUACUUGCAAGGCCGGAUUCAAGGGGACCAACUGUGAACACAAAGAUCCUUGCCAUGCUGGAAACAGUCCAUGCAAAAAUGGUGCAGUCUGCAAAGAUGAAAACCACAAGGCUAAAUGUACUUGCAAGGCCAGCUUCAAGGGGACUCAUUGUGAACAUAAAGAUCCUUGCCACGCUGGAAACAAUCCGUGCAAGAACGGUGCAGCCUGUAAAGAUGAAAACCACAAAGCUAAAUGUACUUGCAAAGCCGGAUUCAAGGGGACCAACUGUGAGCACAAAGAUCCUUGCCACACUGGAAACAAUCCCUGCAAGAAUGGUGCAGCAUGCAAAGAUGUAAACCACAAGGCUAAAUGUACUUGCAAGGCCGGCUUCAAGGGGACUCAUUGUGAGCACAAAGAUCCCUGCCACGGUGAAAAUAAUCCGUGCAAAAAUGGUGCAUCUUGCAAAGAUGAAAAAUACUCGGCUAAAUGUACUUGCACGGCCGGAUUCAAGGGGGAAAACUGUGAGCACAAAGAUCCAUGCCAAGCUGGAAACAAUCCGUGCAAGAAUGGUGCAGCCUGUAAAGAUGAAAACCACAAGGCUAAGUGUAUUUGCAAGGCCGGAUUCAAGGGGACCAACUGUGAGCACAAAGAUCCUUGCCACACUGGAAACAAUCCCUGCAAGAAUGGUGCAGCAUGCAAAGAUGAAAACCACAAGGCUAAAUGUACUUGCAAGGCCGGCUUCAAGGGGACUCAUUGUGAACACAAAGAUCCUUGCCAUGCUGGAAACAGUCCGUGCAAAAAUGGUGCAGCCUGCAACGAUGAAAACCACAAGGCUAAGUGUACUUGCAAGGUCGGAUUCAAGGGGACCAACUGUGAACACAAAGAUCCUUGCCACUCUGGAAACAAUCCCUGCAAGAAUGGCGCAGCCUGUAAAGAUGAAAACCGAGAAGCAAAGUGUACUUGCAAGGCCGGAUUCAAGGGGACCAACUGUGAACACAAAGAUCCUUGCCAUGCUGGAAACAGUCCUUGCAAAAAUGGUGCAGCCUGCAAAGAAGAAAACCACAAGGCUAAAUGCACGUGUAAUGUCGGCUUCAAGGGGACCAACUGUGAACACAAAGAUCCAUGCCAUAAGACAAACAACCCUUGCAAGAACGGUGCAGCAUGUGCAGAUACUGAUCGUGAAGCGAAGUGCACCUGUAAAGCCGGUUUCAAGGGAACUCAUUGUGAACAUAAAGAUCCUUGCCACGCUGGAAACAAUCUGUGUAAGAAUGGUGCAGCUUGCAAAGAUGAAAACCACAAGGCAAAAUGUACUUGCAAUGCCGGAUUCAAGGGGACCAAUUGUGAACACAAAGAUCCUUGCCACGGUGGAAACAAUCCCUGCAAGAAUGGUGCAGCUUGCAAAGAUGAAGACCACAAAGCUAAAUGUACUUGCAAAGCCGGAUUCAAGGGGACCAACUGUGAGCACAAAGAUCCUUGCCACACUGGAAACAAUCCCUGCAAGAAUGGUGCAGCCUGCAAAGAUGAAAACCACAAGGCAAAAUGUACUUGCAAGGCCGGAUUCAAGGGGACCAAUUGUGAACACAAAGAUCCUUGCCAGGUUGGAAACAAUCCCUGCAAGAAUGGUGCAGCUUGCAAAGAUGAAGACCACAAAGCUAAAUGUAUUUGCAAAGCCGGAUUCAAGGGGGGCAACUGUGAACACAAGGAUACUUGCCAUGCUGGAAUCAAUCCCUGCAAAAAUGGUGCAUCAUGUUCAGAUGAUAAUCAUGUAGCGAAGUGCACGUGCAAGGAAGGAUUUGAUGGGCUCCACUGCGAAAACCGUCACGUUCAUCAGCAUGAUCAUGGUCAUGAUCAUCACCACGACCACCACCAUGAUGAUGACCAACACCAUCAUGACGAUGAACACCACCAUAAUCACACUGAUGUUAAUGAUGGUGACAACCAUCACCACCACCAUGAUGAUCAUGACCACGACCAUCACCAACACGAACAUGAUGAUGACCAUCACCACCAUGAUCAUCAUAACCACCACGGUCACCAUCACCACCAUGGUCACCAUCACCACCAUGAUGAUGACCAUCACCACCAUGAUCAUCAUGACCACCAUCAUCACCACCACGAUGACGUCCACCGCCAUGAUCACAAUGAGAUGGUUGAGUUGAUCACCUAACGAGCUGAUCGUGAGAGAGCGACUAUUUCCGAAUGUUUAAUUGGAAUAAGGAUAGCAAUAUGACUACGACAUUAACGCACGAGUAGACAAUAAUUUCUAUUGCAGAUUUCAAUCGUAAGAUGAACGUGCUCAUUUCUAGAUUUUACUAUUGCAGUUUUGAGACUAAAGUAAUGUUAUUUCAAUUGUAUUGUACAUCAUGUUAUGGUUCCGUUCUCUGAGGCAUUGAUGGUCGAUCCAUUAACGAUUUCUAUAUUGCAUGAAGAAAGGCUGUUAGGAGGGUCCUUGAACUACAUCCAAUGACAUAUUCUGUCCUUCUACCACUUGCCGAUCGAACUUACUAUUCAUACAAGACUACUGAAUUUUACGAAGAGAUCCAAAAGUGCAAAUGAACAUCUGUGCUUGGCGACCAACCUUACUGUUAGAGGAAGUAGUUCUGCUGUAUCAAAGUCUUUGUUAUACAUUGCCAGUAACAAGCGUGAAUGUACGAUUGCAAUUUGCGAGGUUGGAUAUCGGAAUACAGACAGAAUGACUGCAGGCCUUAUAGGUGAUCUCCUGAGGCUACGAGAUGCAGGUGAGAACAAGCCAGAUAUCAAUGAUUUGAUAGGUCAAGCUGGUGUGGUUGAGCUGUUGCGCGGAUCUCCAUUUUGAAGGGGUCACGUAUAAAGAACUGAUCUACACACUGCUGGUAAUCCGAUUUGUGUAAGCUAAGAAUAUAUUAUGUUUUUUCAUCUUACGACAAAAAAUUUAACUGCCAAUUUAUGCACCAUCUCACUUUCGCACCAUGCACUACUAAACUAAUUAUUACUAAUAUUACUUAUUUACAAUAAUAAAGAAUAUAUAUGUUAAAUACAUAAUGCUAUGAAUAAAAUAGGAAUUAUCAAUGGCAUGUACCUGGAUCCCAAAUCACAGGGGUACGGUAUCGUAGACGGCGUCUGCUCUGCUUGCGAAUAGGUAGACGCGCAAUGCAAAUCAUUGGUCAUUUGAUUCAGUCGUACUGUUAAUUAACCACACCUUGUGACCACUUGUAACCAUAAAAAUACGAUGAGAGAUGUCCAAUAUGAUAUUUAUUCUGCUUCAUAUCUAAUAAAAUAUAUAUG
Molecule: messenger RNA, 5321 nt
Organism: Lineus longissimus
Lineage: Eukaryota; Metazoa; Nemertea; Pilidiophora; Heteronemertea; Lineidae
Product: neurogenic locus notch homolog protein 1-like
Exons: 2
Coding region: 1-4224 (1407 amino acids)
Molecular function (GO): calcium ion binding
Source: RefSeq, a predicted model, not a curated record